Molecule: messenger RNA, 8151 nt
Organism: Neodiprion fabricii
Lineage: Eukaryota; Metazoa; Arthropoda; Insecta; Hymenoptera; Diprionidae
Gene: Phlpp
Product: PH domain leucine-rich repeat-containing protein phosphatase 2
Exons: 17
Coding region: 304-5865 (1853 amino acids)
Molecular function (GO): protein binding
Source: RefSeq, a predicted model, not a curated record
AGACAGCAUGCUGCCGGUAGUGUCAGUCGGUGAUUGUGAUGCGUGAGGUGCGUGCGGUGUUCACAGUGCGGUGUCAUGCUCUGUGGGUAACAUAUAAACGUGCGUUUUUCUCCAACUUGGUACACGGUUUUGUCUGAAAUCAUCGCCGACUCUCCUCUCCUAUGUCACGUCGUUUUCUCCUGUGGGAUGUUCUCCGUUGGCGCCAAUUUCGCGCCGACGUCUGAUCCUUGAUGACGUCUCACUUCAUCGCCAAAACACCUUUACAGACAACGGUUUCAGUCGCAGACUGUGAAAGGUGACGCCAUGGUCGUUUUCAAGCCAACGGAAGAGAUGGCGCUGACGCAACAGGCGUCCCCGAAACUGCGACGGUCGAGGAGACUCUCAUCAACGCGAGGGUUGGUGCCGAAGAAUAUAAGGGAACUGGGAGAGCGUGAUCUGAAUCAAAAACUGGGACUUUGCCCGAUUAUGAGCGUGAGGACCACGGAUAAAAAGAGUCUGGACCGUGGUCGACUGUCCCAGGAAUGGGAUUUCAAUGAAAAAAUCAGUCUCAGUAGCGGAUCCAGUCCCAGGAUCGAUCUUAGGGCUGGUUUUGAGCUCGCUAAGGACUCUGCAAGGUUAGCCGAGCUCAGAGGAGAAGGAAAGAACUCAUCGCAGUGGUACGUUAACCGUACUGCCUGCAAGGACUCCAGGGUCAUUCAGGAAAACGUGAUAAAGAGCGACUCGAAGUACGAGAUUGGAGUGCCGAAGGAGUCCGGAAAAGUCCCAGGGAAAACGAAGGUACAGAGGAAUCGAGAGAGUGAAACUGCAGGCUCGUCCUCUAAGACCAUGCAGAGGUCGUCGAGGGAUGGAGAAAAGACGACGGGGACGAAGAGCAGAUCAAAAGUGAGCAAGGAUAAAAUCGAAAAGGCAAACGACUCGAUAUCGAAAAGGUUGGAGCUGAUACACGAACUGAAUCAAAGGAUUCUUGCUAACUACGAAAAGUUCCAGCAAAAGUCGAAAAGGUCGCAUUCGAAGAGCUCGAAGGACUCGAAGGAAGCCUUGAGAGGCUUGAGGAGGGAUUCAGAGGUCAGCGGCCGAAAGCCGGCCGAAAACUUGAGCACAGUUUCCAAAGAGUUGAUCGCCUACUCUCAGGUGACUAAAACGAGGCAGAAGACCAUCGACCCCACACGAGAUACACAGGACUUUCAACGACAGAAAUCUGACACGAGCAAGUUUACGUUUUCUCGCGAUUAUUGCGAGCGUCUCGUCUCGAAGCUGGACAAGCCCGAAACAAAUCGCAAGAAGGGAAGGGCACCAGUUCCGCCCAAGAAACAACCUUCAAACCCGAAGACGUUGCGUGACGUUAAUGAGAACUUCAGCAUGGCUCCUAGAGCGAAUUUUUACCAACCCCAAAAUCUACCCGAAGUCUGUGAUCCCAGCUUCAAGGUUACGCGAAAACCACACUCCACCGUGUCGAGUCACACUGAGAGAAAAAAGCUCUCUAAAGACAAUGGGUCGAGGUUUUGCUUGGAAGAGGAAAAAGACAAGAAAAAGAUGAUUACAGUCCCGAAAGUGAAUCCUGUUCCUUCCACAGAAUCUGCUUCGAAAGAUGCCCGUCAGGGUGAGCUGCACGAACCAAAAUGCGUGACUGUGCUAUCCAAAAGUGAGAACGUUUCAUCCGGGAUGUCGGAUCAUAUUCGAAGGAUAUCUGAGAGGCCAGAUGAUGGUGAGACUAUCCUGGAAAAGAGGAUCCUCGACGACUUGAACCGCACGAUCAGCAAAUUCGACGUUGAAACAGACACGCUGCAAGUCUCGGUGACGGAAAGCCAAUCUUCAACUGGGAAGACCGAGAGUUUCAGCUCGGAUUCCAUUGAGAGUGGCUCUUCUCCAUCGACGAAAAUGAAGAACGGGAGUUUCGACUCCAGCUGCUGCCACGUCGAGCCCUUCAAUUCCUCUUGGGACUCGGGUGUCGGUGGCGACGUUUGCGGGGGAAGCGGAUGGGUGAGAGUUCACACCGGAAUCGAGAGUAGCCUGGUUUACCUGACCUUGGAAACAACGGCCAAGGACGUUUGCAGGGACAUGCUCCUUGGGGAGGACCUGUCCCUUUUCGUGCAGUACGGCGGGGAACCAGGAAGACGACUAGCACCAAGCGAGCGGCCCCUCGAACUCCAAGACUCGUUUCUCCAAAGACUGGGAUACUUGGAAGCGUCGAGGCGAGCUCGCCUAGGCGUGGACCCGGAGCUGAGGCAUCUGGUCGCCUUCCACGUCGGUCCUGCGGCUCCGCUCCCAGAACUCAGCGGCUACAGCCAAUGUGGCAACGUCCUCGUUCUCAAGGGAUUAGUUUUUCCCCAGUGGAAGAGGCGACCCCUGGCCGUCAUCGGAUCUCGACUCUUCUUGUAUCCAGCGUCGCCAGACUCGUCGCCGGAAUGGAUGGAACUCGGAGGAAACGGAAGCGCCGUCUGCUGUGCUCCAUCGCGGCUGGGCAGGCUCGUCCUUCGAGUGACGGGAUACCCGAGGAUCACAGCACCCCGACAAGGACCUCGUCCUCGAGAGUCUCCUCACCAUCCCGAGACGCGGCAUCUCUACCUUGGCUUCCAUCAUCCGUGGGACAGAGACCUUUGGCGAGGUUGGCUCAAGCAGGCCACUCAGCAUCCCUCGUGUCCCCGUUUACUCGACCUCAGUAAAGGCGGCCUGUCCAGGAUACCGGACAGCACCAUCGCCUUUCCAGCGAUCGAGGAACUGAUCCUUGGACAGAAUCAGCUUGGGAACCCGGACAGCAAUUUGGCAAUAUUGAAGAGGUUUCCACGGCUAUCCGUGGUACACCUGCAAAGGAACAACCUGAAGUGCUUCCCGAGGGAACUCCUGGAAUUGAACGGGCUGACAACCCUCGAUCUAUCCGACAACCUCAUCGCCGAGAUUCCUCCCGACAUCAACCGCCUCGUAAACCUCGAGGAGCUUACUCUGGAUCGAAAUGGACUGAGGGAACUGCCAGCAGAGCUGAGCGAGCUGAGGUACCUGAGAAUUAUCUCUGUCGUUGGUAACUCGCUCGAAGCUUUGCCAUCUUUUCUCAGAAUGCGGGCUCUCGUUGUUUCUGAUGUUCAGCACCGCGGCGAUCAUCAAGGUAGCAAAUAUUUCAAAGACGAGAAAAACAACCGGAACAAUCUGAACAAAGUCAAUCUUAGGAACAAUCAGCUGAAGGGAAGCAUCAUCCUCGGAAAUUACGGAAAUCUGACCCACUUGGACGUGAGUGAAAACAACAUCGAGACUUUGGACAUCAGCGCACUCCAGGGACUUAGAAGCGUCCGAUGCGCCCGGAAUAUACUGAGGGAAUUGACCCUCUGCGGAAGGAACCUCAUCUCCCUAAUCGCCGGAAAUAACAAACUGACAAAACUGACCGUGGAACCAGUGCCAACGAAUCUCGAGCAUCUGGAUAUUUCAUAUAACUCGUUGGAUAGCCUGCCGGACUGGACACCGGAGGUUCCGUUGUUGCGAGCGUUAUUCGCUUCCAACAAUGCUUUGACUGCUCUUCCGGAUCGACUGUUGUCCCAGCCCUCUCGUCUGGAAGUCCUUCACCUGCCCCACAACAGGCUCCAAGCCCUGCCACCCCCCAGGAGGCCUCUGAAUUUAGCGCAUCUGACGCUACAGGGAAAUACCCUGACAGCCCUGCCCGAGAAUUUCUUCCACAAUACGACAAGGUUGAAGGUUCUGAACCUGUCCAACAAUCGCUUGACCGAAUUGCCGAGUGUCGAAGACUCGGCCAAGACCGGACAAGGUACCCAUUGUCUCGAGAAGCUCUACGUCACCGGUAAUUGUCUGACAGACACAGCCUUGGAUUCUCUCGCCAGGCUUCCAGCUCUAAGGGUGCUUCACGCUGCGUACAAUAGCUUGGACACCAUGCCGGAAAGUUGUAUCGCAGCUUGGACCGAUCUCGAAGAACUUGUACUGUCAGGAAACCGUCUACAAUAUCUACCAGACAAUGUCGCACUUUUACGACAUCUACGAGUCCUCAGGGUGCAUUCAAACCGGCUCUUAACCUGCCCGACCUUCAACAAAACCAAUUCUCUCAGGGUGUUGGAUCUGGCUCACAAUCAGCUGGACCGUAUCAACUUGGAAAGCCUCGUCCCACCUCAGCUUCAGUUUUUGGACAUAUCCUGUAACUCCAGGCUGCACGUCGACCCGAGACAAUUUCAAGUAUAUCGUUCUCAAAGACCGUUGUCCCUGGUGGACGUUUCUGGUCAGAAUCGAUCCAGCCUACCCUCUCACCCCCAUCACCAGGAAAUGGUCACCGCUGAACGAAAUUUGGAACAACCCUGGCGACUUGGAUUUUCUGAGACAGCUGGAGGACGCGAAAAAUUAUUCGUAUCCCAAAUCAGAAUGCCAGCGUUCUGCAACGUGGAGGGUCUCUUUGGAGUAUUCGACGGAGGAUCGAACCAGGAGGCGCCUGUGUGCUUGCAAGAGAUGAUCCCAAGGCUACUUCUGGAGGAGCGAACCAUUAAAGAGACGUCGAAGGACUACCUCAAGUACACGUUGCUCUCGGCCCACCGCGAGCUUAAAGAAAAGGGACAAAAAUACGGUGUGGACGCGACGCUGGUUCACCUCACGAGGAUUCCAUCGACCCCCGGCUACCCGCGGACCUCGAGGAGGUACGCUCUGAAGAUCGGAACUUCCGGUGAUGCGAAGGCGGUCCUCUGCAGGGCUGCGGGACCGCUGGUUCUGGCACCGGCAAAGAAGAGCCAGGCUGGAAACCAGCUUGGAAACGCGGCUAUGUUUCCCCUGGUAGUUCCCGACCCGGUAACGGAGGAGGUCCUCCUCGAGGACGACGACGAGUUCGUCAUCGUUGGUAACCGCAGACUCUGGGAGGUGCUCAGCGUCCAGGAAGCCGUCCGCGAGGCCAGGGCUGAAGCCAGUCCCGUUCUCGCGGCAAAGCGACUUCAGGACUUGGCCCAAGCCUACGGUGCCGAGGAAAAUCUCAGUGUCAUUGUACUUCGGCUGACCGGACCUGGGACAGGUGACAUUGACCAGCUCAUGAGGGAACUCAGGCACGCCGUUGGGAAAACCAGGAACCAGAACGAGGGUGGUGGCUGCAUUUGCGCCUGCUGCCAACCCCCUGCCCUCCACAAGUCACCCGCGCCCUGCUGCUGCCAUGUGAAUAAUGGAUAUUAUCUCAAUGGGGUGCUGAAGAAUAUUGUGAACAGUAGAACGAGCAAGUCCCAGGAGCCGGCUGGGCGGGGAGGAAAACCCUCCAGAACCUCGGAAAGUGACGGUGGUACCGCACACGGCGACGACCGGAGUUCACCUAGCGGUCAAUCGGAUCAGGCAAGCGACAGCACCUUCAAGUCAAGGCAGCCAUCGGGUCGUGGUUGGGUCACCGGAAGCGGCGGACCCACGCGGGUCUCGCGAACCAGGCAGGACGGCGAGAACCGGAAGUCGGGUGGAACCGGCUCGCCAGAGGCGGAUGACGCGCUUUCGGAACGUUCGGGUGCUCUAAGUGAGGAGCAGUUCCGUUGCUGGGAGUACAUGCUGGAACAGAACACCCAGUUACUCUUCGACAAGGAGCUGGACACCCUGACGCGGUCGCCGCUGCGUCGAGGUCAGUCAAGGUCGACACCACAUUUGACUGGGAACCUGCCCUUCCUCUCUAAGCGAUUCGGCAGCGCGAGGACCUUCAAUCCUGGACUGCCCAGGACGCCGGUCAGGUUUGGAAGUGGUAGAAGGUUCCUGACCGGUGGUCCAAACGCUGCCUACUUCGGCAGCCUCCAGAGGCUCAUGCCCUACAAUCUGGAGUACGACUUCGCUGUUAUCCAGGAACGUAGCGGACUCGACUCACUCGAACAAGAUACCACUAGAAUGCAGCAGUACUGGGGCGUCGCCACGACCGAGCUGUGAGCGGAAAUUAGAGGUGGCACUUUGACAUCGAGGUGUUGGAUCGCAUCGCGGAUGAACACCUGAGGCUCGUUGAAUUUCAGGAAGACGGAUUAUUCGGGUUAUGUAGAUGCCGGUGAUGAGGUGGUUCUCAGACACUGCACCUUGUUUUAGGAAAGUGCUUGUUGGGAAAGAAAAAGUGGAGUAAUAUUACGAAGUCGGAUCGUCAUCGAAUAAAUUAUUCUUUCGUGUAAAUCAAAUCUAGUUUAAGAAUAUACAACUACCAGUUUUGUGAAUUGUAUAAUGGUGAUUGUUUCGGAAAAACCGCGGUGAAAUUACGGACACACAAUUUUCAAUUCGUUGCAUGAAUGUUUUAUUACAAGUUAUAUCCUGAAAAUGAAUCAUAAGCGAGUAAGAUUCGAUAACGCGUAAACUGAGAAUCAAACUUGAGUUCAGAUUUUGAUCAUCCAGCUGUCCCAACUGUGUUUAUGUUUGGAUCAAUGUGGAAACUGCACUAGCAACGCCUUAGAAACCUCUCAAGCAACUUCCGUUAGACUCAAGAUUUGAAUUUCUCAAUGACAGAUAUUAUUUUAAAGUGUAUCUUAAAUCUUUUCUCCUUCCGAAUCUCGUCAACUUGAUUUAAAAAAAUUCCAAUUGACCGAAAACUAGGUAUUAAUGUCAAGUAGAAGUAAAUAAAGAACGAUGCUUUGCACUCGGUCUUCGGGAUAACGAAUUGAAAGGGAGGAGACCAAUUGGAUUCCACCAAAAUUUAAUGGCAAUUCAAAUAUUUGUUCCACCUGCACAGGAAUUGAAACAGUUGUCAUGAACUGAUACAUUAUGCUGAAAAAAGGCGAUUGGCAGAAAGACUACGCGAUUACGCUGAAUAGCAAACGAAAUCGAUGUUCUCGUAAUUUAUCGAUGACUUGCGUGGAUAUGUGUAAGGAGUCAGAUAAGUUCAUCGGGAAAAAAUUAAGGUCAGGUUUAGAUUAAGCGAAGUUAGGUUACGUAUACCCAUCCAGUUCUACUUUUCAAGUUUCACGUGUUGAACGUAUCGAAGAGCGUUGGAAACCUUUCGACAUACUUGUGCAAAGUAAAGUGCCUUCAGACCUUUGAAUAAAAAAUGUACCUGAGUAUAGCAAUCGCAUUGCUGCUAUUGCUUUGAAGUAUACUAGAAAGCUGUACGCAUGUGCUUGCGACUUGGUUCCAAUCGUUUUCACGUUAUUCAGUUUAUUCAAGUAACAUCGGCAUCGCUAACUAAAAUAUUGAAGUAAGUUGAUUGAACAAGUCUGGUUGACAAGCCAUUUCAUGUUUACGGACACGCCAUCCGACGGUGAAAAGUAUAACACAAAUAAUACACUCCGUCAUAUUUAGUUACAAAAGUUGUUUUUCAUCAUAUUUUUCACGGCCGUUCGAAUCAUCGUGAUAAACGAACAACCCAAUAGCUUGCACGGCGUAUUUCAUGCUUUAAUUUUCAUUAAACUUACUCGAAAUGCAAGUCAAGCUAACAGGUUAGAUUUCAAUGUAUUCUAUUUUUCCGAUAACGUUAAAGAGAUUUUAUUUCUCUUGACUUCCAUUCCAGGAACUAAGUGGGUCCACGGUUCACAAGACCUCAGAUAACAAUGUAUUGUAAAAAUUUUAUAUUACAGUGAUACGAGUUUACGAUAAUUAAGGUAACGUUAAGUUUUUUACGCAAGCCCACUUCAUAACGUCAUGUGGAUUACUGGCAAUCCAGGCCAAACGAUAUCCCCUGGCACGUAAUUAUAAGUUUGAUCAGCUGAUUUCAUCAUCGUAGAUGGUAUCAGUGGAAGUGUACACGUGCAAAACUUGCCCAAUCCAUAUCGAGCUACCUGCCCUUACAUAGCGUAUUACAGUACCGUAGAAUCAUUUAAUUGACUAAUUUACUACCUGUUUUGUAAUGCGGGUGUACUAGCAAGUCGAUUUUCUUAGUAUUAUAAUCGUUGUCUUUAUCCAUUUUCACAUAGUUAUACACCAUUUUUUUUUUUUUUUUCGACAUAUCCGCAUUACCAGAAUCCGGACUUGAAAACGAAAAUACUUUAAUUCUAACAAUUUUCUGCGUUGCAGUUACAAAUGUUACCAUAUCAAGUUCCAUUUUACAAAUAAAAAAUCCUUCAGAUGUAUCAUAUAUUUGACUGAAAACACGAUCACGACAGUUUUCAUAAUUUUCAAACAUAAACUCCUCAUGAUACAGUACCUAGAUAUAUUUUAUUCAAGAAUAACAUCCCGAAUUAAUUAUUGUCGUUUACAGAUUUAUUUAUAGAUUUAUUAGGUUGCACUGUAAUUAAUAUGUAU